Messenger RNA from Nyctereutes procyonoides (raccoon dog), 3279 nucleotides. It is a transcript of the gene SLC16A5, whose product is annotated as solute carrier family 16 member 5. Gene Ontology annotation, molecular function: monocarboxylic acid transmembrane transporter activity. The transcript is spliced from 6 exons. Bases 591 to 1994 code for a protein of 467 amino acids. Lineage: Eukaryota; Metazoa; Chordata; Mammalia; Carnivora; Canidae. Gene Ontology annotation, biological process: transmembrane transport; monocarboxylic acid transport. Gene Ontology annotation, cellular component: membrane. The record is from RefSeq and is a predicted model, not a curated record.
ACAGAAAGGAGGAGGGUGACUUGUCCCAGCUCGCGGAGGUCCGGAACGCCCUGUUCCUACCUCAGCCCCUGCCAAGUGUAGGGGUUUGAGGGCUUGUCAGUCCCAAGCCCAAGCAGGUUCUGGCGGUUCUCUUACCACUGCCACCUGGUGUCCUGGGCCCUGCCUGGCACGGGGUCUGGGAAGGGCAGGGGUCUCUGGGCCCUGCUCUGGAGCCUGUGGUGCCGCCUUUGCCUCUCACAGGAGGAGAGGGAGCAUCCCUUCCACUCAAGACACCCAAACCUUGCAUGAGAGCAUUGGCUCCCUCCCUUGACCAUGCCUGCAAGCUUAGAGGGGCAGAGAAGGGAUUCUGAGGGUCUGCCACAUACCAGGCUGCGAUCAUGAUUCAUGGUGUCCAGUACAAAGGAGAGACCACGUCCCUUCUGGGGUGGAAUUGGAACCAGAGCCCCCAGCCGCAUCUCCUCUCUGCUCUGCUUGAGUCUUCUGGAAUGGACCUGCCUGCCAGGAAGCCAGGUCACCCUUGGUCCUGGUCGUGCCUGCCCCCUGGGGAACACAGGUGGCCCAGGCAGUGGUAGCGGCAUUUGUGGCAGAGGAUGCCCCGGGUCCCGGAGCGUGCAGAGGGCUGCUGGGCCUGGGUGGUGCUCCUGGCCUCCCUGGUGACCCAGGGUCUCACUCUGGGCUUCCCCACAUGCACUGGCAUCUUCUUCACUGAACUGCAGCAUGAGUUCCAGGCCAGCAACAGUGAGACCUCGUGGUUCCCCUCCAUCCUGACAGCCAUGCUCCAUGCUGGGGGACCCCUAUGCAGCAUCCUGGUGGGACGCUUUGGCUGCAGAGUGACGGUGAUGCUGGGAGGUGCGCUGGCCAGCCUGGGCAUGGUGGCCAGCUCCUUCUGCCGCACCCUUAGCCAGCUCUACCUCACAGCAGGAUUCAUCACAGGCCUGGGCAUGUGCUUCAGCUUCCAGUCGAGCAUCACCGUGCUAGGCUUCUACUUCUCCCGCCAUCGGGCACUGGCCAAUGCACUGGCUUCAGUGGGCGUCUCCCUGGGCAUCACGCUCUGGCCACUGCUCUCCCGCUACCUCCUGGAGGACCUGGGCUGGAGGGGCACCUUCCUUGUCUUCGGUGGAGUUUUUCUCCACUGCUGCGUCUGUGGGGCCAUCCUGAGGCCUGUGGCCACCAGUAUGGCCCCUGAGACCAUAGAAGGCCCCCCUCCUCCUUCCAAGACACCUGCACCGGGCUGCCUGGCAGCAUGUGGUCAGGCCAUCCAGCGCCAUCUGGCCUUUGACAUCUUGCGGCACAACGCAGGCUACCGAGUGUUCACGCUGGGUGUUAUGUGGAUGAUCCUCGGCUUCCCGCUGCCACAUGUCUUCCUGGUGCCAUACGCCAUGCGGAAUGGGGUGGAUGAACACAAGGCAGCCCUGCUCAUCUCCAUCAUCGGCUUCAGCAAUAUCUUCCUGCGGCCGAUGGCUGGGCUGGUGGCAGGCCGGCGGGACUUUGCUGGCCACCGGAAGUACCUGUUCAGCCUGGCAGCCCUGCUCAAUGGCCUCACCAACCUGGUGUGCGCAGUGUCGGCCGACUUCCGGGUGUUGGUGGGCUACUGCCUGGUGUACAGCGUGUCUAUGAGUGGCAUCGGUGCCCUCCUCUUCCAGGUCCUCAUGGACAUUGUUCCCAUGGAUCGGUUCUCUAGCGCCCUGGGCCUCUUCACCAUCCUGGAGAGCAUCUCCAUCCUCAUCUCCCCGCCACUGGCUGGGCUCCUGCUGGACACCACCAACAACAACUUUAGCUAUGUUUUCUACAUGUCAAGCUUCUUCCUCAUAUCAGCUGCCCUCUUCAUGGGUGGCAGCUUCUGUGCCCUGCAGAAGAAAGAGAGGCAAAGCAAGCAGGCCGAGGCGGAAGGAGUCAUCACGGAGGCUGCCUCAGAGCAGGGCCUCACGGUAGAGGACUCACGUGGGUCCAGGAAGCAGCUGUAUACCGAGAUCAUGUAUGUGACCAGUGUCUGAGCCCUGAGGUCAGUGAGGGACCACUGCCUCAGUCCAGGAGUGUGAUGUCCAGCUGCCAGGGGCCAGGGUGAGGGACUGGCCCAGGAAGCCUGAACCACAAAGCCGUCCAGGCUCUGCACACUGGAACUCAGCCAGGAGCUGGGACCUUAGAGGCUGGUCUCCAAAGACUCAGGGUUCUUCCCAACCAGCAGAAUCCAGGAGCGGGUCCUCCUGACUUUUUCUUUUGGGUACCAGAGUACCUGGAGCCCAGAAAAGUGAGUCUAUACCCUACACACAGCCGGCUCACCUCAGCUGGCUGCCCAGUACUGCUGCUGCAACUCAAUACACUGGACCCUCCAGUCUAGCCUGGAUGUCUCUGAUGGAAUCUCUUUGUCCUUCUCUGGCCUCCAGACAGUUCCAAAGAACUCACCCCUCCUCCAGGGCCCUCCACUCCCUCUCUGCUAAAGGGCCCAGCCCUCGCCCUUAGGGCUGCCCCCAGCAUAGGUUGCUGGGCCUCCUGCUGACUGGAACCUUGGGAAGAAGAACCUCAUGAAAGGUUGAGUUGUGAUCCCCAGUGGGCCAGGCUGAGGGGUUGGCUUGGACACAGGAUACAGACAGAUGAAAGGUUGGGCAGAGAGGACCCAUCCUGGCGUCUGAGCAAAGAACUAGUGGGGAGGAGCCCUUGGCUUGGGUCCUAGAAUCAGUGAAGUCUGAGGGGUCCCCUGCACUCAGCAUGAGUGCUGGGAGGCCGGGAGACCUGUGAGCAGGGGAGGGGAAGGAUUGCUAGGCAGGGCCCGAGGCCUCUGGGAAAAUGGAGCUGCUUUUGUAACAGAAGCCUCUUACUCCCUGGCCUGCCCUCCACUCCCUACUGUGUCAGAGGUGUCCUCCCUGGGGUAAGUACCUGGCUGGGCCAGCUGCCAGCCCACCUCUGCUCCCCGUUGGCCUGUGCCUGUGGCGUGGAGGUCAGUGCCCCCCCCCCACAUACACUUUUUGCUGGAACUGUUUUCUGAGGUCAUCACUUGGGGGCUGGCUGUCAGGCCAAGCUCGUUCCAGUGGGAUACCGACAAAGGCUUCGGAAAAACAGUUUGUUUGAAUUACAUACAAAAACCUUCCUGGAGUAGGUUAUAAACCCCGUGAACUAAUGAAGCUGGAAAACAGGCCUUGAGUAAGUGCCUACCCUCCCCCUUCCAUUCUCCCUGCUCAGCGGGGGCUGUUCCGACCCAAGGCCUUGUUUGUUGAUUCAGGCUCAACCAGGCUCCAACAAGAAAGCCUUAUCAGGAAAAUAAAUUUUAUUUUCAUGACCUAA